Messenger RNA from Parascedosporium putredinis, 825 nucleotides. NCBI's taxonomy places the organism in Eukaryota, Fungi, Ascomycota, Sordariomycetes, Microascales, Microascaceae. The record is from the annotation of a GenBank genome assembly.
AUGAAAUCUCGCCAUUCUGCCUGGCUCGUCCUCACAUUUGGCCAUGUCUUCGUUACGAACCCUCCUCCCCGUCUCGGGGCCAAGCGACCCGUGGCCGUCCUCGCCACGCCCUUUGCGACGACGCCGGUACCCAAGCUCCAGCGGCAAUCUUUGAGGACGUGGAGCUCCACCACAUCGCGACUCCCUCGACGUGUGACGCACACUAUCCUCCGACCCUCGACUCUCCAAACCGCGCGAGGCUUCUCUACCUCUACAAGAUUGUCCCACGGUCACAUUGACCCGCCUAAGCCGGGCGAAGAGAUCUACGUAACUUUUAUCGACAAGGACGGAACCGAAGUCAAGUUGGCAGUUUGCGAGGGCGAUAAUCUGCUGGAUAUUGCCCAGGCGCAUGACCUUGAAAUGGAGGGUGCCUGUGGUGGUUCUUGCGCGUGCUCGACUUGCCACGUCAUCGUGACAGAAGAAGAAUUUUACGACCGAAUGGCCGAGCCGGAUGAUGAUGAGAACGACAUGCUCGAUCUCGCGUUCGGCCUCACAGAGACGAGUAGGCUGGGGUGCCAGGUCAAGAUGACCAAGGAAUUAGACGGUCUUGUCGUCAAGCUGCCGUCCAUGACCCGCAACCUCAAGCCAGUGACUUCAGCUAGGCGGCAACACCUCAGCAUGUCUCGCAUGGUGGUGUGGUUGCAUAGAGGAGCGGGGCGAUUUUUCGAGGACGAUCUCUUUUCCAGCUCGGAAGAAGAGGCAAGGGUGGAGAUUAUACGACUAGGACGGCCGGGCUUCGCGACCAAAUCGACGCAGGGGCCCGGGGAAGAUCGGAGUGUACCAUAA